AUGACUGAAUUAGAGACCUGCAUGAAGUCCCUGAUUGACAUUUUCCAUCGUUAUGCUGAUUCAGACUCUGAUGGGACAUCUUUAACCAAGAAAGAGCUGAAAAAAUUAUGUGACAAAGAGUUGCCCAGCUUCAUGAAAGCCCAGAAGAACCCUGAAAUAGUGGAUCGCAUCUUGAAGGAUCUGGACAACAAUAAAGAUGAAAAGUUGAACUUUGAAGAAUUCCUUCCCUUCAUCUGCAGCCUCAUGGUGGCUGCUGAUGAAUUCUGCCUGAGCCGUGGGAAGAAGGGAAAAAAGUGAUCUGGAACUUUUUGUUAGGGAAGAAUAAUGUAAUGCAUAUAUAUGCAUUUCUUAUUUUAAAAUAAACUGUCUUUUUCCAACA
This is a messenger RNA of Betta splendens (Siamese fighting fish), 379 nucleotides long. It is a transcript of the gene s100a10b, whose product is annotated as S100 calcium binding protein A10b. Gene Ontology annotation, molecular function: transition metal ion binding; calcium ion binding. The coding region runs from base 1 to 297 and encodes 98 amino acids. The transcript is spliced from 2 exons. NCBI's taxonomy places the organism in Eukaryota, Metazoa, Chordata, Actinopteri, Anabantiformes, Osphronemidae. The record is from RefSeq and is a predicted model, not a curated record.